GUGAAUUGUAAAGUAAGGCAUGUGAUCAAUGGAUAAAGAGAAAGAAAUGAAAAAAUGGUUUUGCAUUUUUUGUAUAUAAGCAAGUAUCCUUCAACUACCAAAUAAAAAAGUUUGACUCAGUGGAAGCACCGUCACUUGAGAAAGUAAAUUCGGAUUCAUCUUCCGAAAAUCUCCACAUUUCAAAAAAUUCAAGCGUUACAAAACUUCGCGCAUAUAUAAAAUCACUUUUUUUUUUCUCACUUCUUUUUUCCUUUUUUUCUUUCCCCAUAUUUUCUUUUUUAAUAUAUCUUUUCUUUUUUUUUAUUUUUAUUUUCUUCUUAUAUAUCAUGUCUGUUCAAUCUGCUGUUAGUCUUUUGAAAUCAGCUGUUCCCGGUGUGGCUGUUAUUGGAAAAGUAACUCCUGCUCAAGCUGAAAUCUUGAGUCCUUCUGCAUUACAAUUCGUUGCUACUCUUCAUCGUAUUUUCAAUCCUACUCGUAAGACUUUAUUACAAAAACGAAACUUCCGUCAACAAGAAUUGGAUCGUGGUGUUCUUCCUGACUUUUUACCUGAAACUGCUUAUAUCCGUAAUGACCCUAAUUGGCGUGCUGCUGUACCUGCUCCUGGUCUUCAAGAUCGUCGUGUUGAAAUUACUGGUCCUGUUGAUCGUAAAAUGGUCAUUAAUGCUUUGAAUGCUGGUACUUCUACUUUUAUGGCCGAUUUUGAAGAUUCAAGUGCUCCUACUUGGGAAAACAUGAUCAGUGGUCAAUACAAUUUACGUGAUGCUGUCCGUGAAACCAUCACCUUCAGUAAUCCUAAUGGUAAGAAGUAUGAACUACGAAAGGAUGGUAAGAUCGCUACUCUCAUUGUUCGUCCCCGUGGUUGGCAUAUGGUUGAAAAGCAUGUCCUUAUUGAUGGUGAACCUUGCUCUGCUUCCAUCUUUGAUUUUGCUCUUUACUUCUUCCACAAUGCCAAGGAACUUAUUAAGCGUGGAAAAGGUCCUUACUUUUAUCUUCCCAAGAUGGAAUCUCAUCUUGAAGCUAGACUUUGGAAUGAUAUCUUCAAUGUUGCUCAAGAUAUGAUCAAUAUCCCUCGUGGUACUAUCCGUGGUACUGUUCUCAUUGAAACUAUUCUUGCUGCUUUCGAAAUGGACGAAAUCAUCUAUGAAUUACGUGAUCAUUCUUCUGGUUUGAACUGUGGUCGAUGGGAUUAUAUCUUCUCUUUCAUCAAGAAACUUCAAAACCAUCCUCAAUUUGUCUUGCCUGAUCGUGCUGAUGUUACCAUGACCGUUCCUUUCAUGGAUGCUUAUGUUCGUCUUUUGGUCCAAACUUGUCACAAACGUGGUGUUCAUGCUAUGGGUGGUAUGUCUGCUUUCAUCCCUGUCAAGAAUGAUCCCAAGGCUAAUGAUGCUGUUACCAAGAAGGUCUAUGAUGAUAAACUUCGAGAAGUUCAAGCUGGUCAUGAUGGUACCUGGGUUGCUCAUCCUGGUCUUGUACAAAUUGCUUUGGAUGUUUUCAAUGAACAUAUGCCUCAACCUAAUCAAAUUCACAUUCGUCGUGAUGAUGUUGUCGUUAAGAAUACUGAUUUAUUGAAUAUCAACUUCAAGGGUGCUGUUACUGAAAAGGGUAUCCGGGAUAACAUCCAAGUUGGUCUUGAAUAUAUGGAAGCUUGGUUACGAGGCAUUGGUUGUGUUCCAAUUCACGGUCUUAUGGAAGAUGCCGCUACUGCCGAAAUUUCUCGUUCUCAAUUAUUCCAAUGGGCCAAGCAUAAUACUAUCACUGCUGAAGGUACUCGUGUCACUGGUCAAUGGCUUUUGAAGAUCCUUGAUGAAGAAACUGAAAAGAUCCGUCAACGACUUGGAGACAAGUAUGGUAAUACUAAGUUUGAAGCUGCUAAAGCUGCUUUCGCUACCAAUGUUACAGGUGAAAAGCUUGAUGACUUCUUGACCACUCUCCUAUAUGAUGAUAUUGUCACUGUCUCUCAUCAAGCUCGUCUAUAAAUGGUCCUACUGUUUGUUUUUAUCUUCCAAUCUCCUUUAUCACAAAUGUACAGCACUUUUUUUUUCCUUCAUCACAUAACAAUACAAACAUUAUCCUUAACCUUUUAGUUCUAUAGUAUAUUCAUCUUUUUUAAAUAUUGUUACCCUAUUUUUCCAUUCUUCACAUUUGUAUUUUUUUUUUUCCUUCCUUCCCCCACCUCCACUUCUGUUCGUUUGAUUUUAUUUUAAUAAUAAAAAAGAAAUAUUCUUAGUAGUUUCACUAUAUAAAUAUA
Messenger RNA from Halteromyces radiatus, 2248 nucleotides. Its product is annotated as malate synthase A. NCBI's taxonomy places the organism in Eukaryota, Fungi, Mucoromycota, Mucoromycetes, Mucorales, Cunninghamellaceae. The record is from RefSeq and is a predicted model, not a curated record. Gene Ontology annotation, cellular component: cytoplasm; peroxisomal matrix. Bases 327 to 1976 code for a protein of 549 amino acids. Gene Ontology annotation, molecular function: malate synthase activity. Gene Ontology annotation, biological process: glyoxylate cycle. The transcript is spliced from 7 exons.